CUUGGAUACCGGUGACGCCAGCAAACAACCGUUGGGGCAAAUGCGCCAUUUUGGCUCUAACAGUCGGAAUUUACUUUCUUUGCAAUGUAAUAUUUUUUGGGCAUGCUGCGAACAUCGCUUAAUCUUUUUGUUAAUGGUUGGGAUGAGAUCAUGUUUCACCACAUUCUGUAUUUGGUGUUUUGUUUCCAAUGAGACAAGUGUAACGUUCUGGUAGCAUUAGCCUCACCAAGCUACAUGCUAGUUAGCUGUGUCGUUCGAUUGCAUUGCCAACAACACUGGCUGAUGGUUAGCUUGCUAGCUAUAUUUAGCUGUUUUGACUUGUUAGCUCGCUAGAUAUGGGUGGGUGCUCCGCUCCAAAUUGCUCAAACUCAACAACAAUUGGGAAGCAACUGUUUCGUUUUCCAAAAGAGCCUAUACGUAAGAAGAAAUGGCUUGUAAACUGCCGGCGUAAUUUUUUACCAACUCCACAUUCCAGACUGUGUCAGGACCAUUUUGAGCUGAAUCAGUUUGAAGAAAUCGCCAGGUCGCCAGCAGGGGGAAAGAAGCUGAAACCAAAUGCCGUCCCCACUCUUUUCAAUGUGCGAGAUCCACCUUAUCCCGUAACCCCACAGAUAGUGCUACCACUCAAGCCAGAGCCAGUGGAGAGGGAUCUCAAUGUGGGGGAUCAUGGCUACGCACGACGGCAAACAACUCUGGGCAUGGAGGAAGAUGAUGCUGAUGAACUACACAAGGCAGAGGAACGUCCCUGCAUCCAUUGUCAACAUUACAGAACACUGCUGGAACAAGAAAUGCAACACACAGCCAGAUUACAGAAAGAGGUAGAGGAAAUGAAAAAGCGGAUGUUCAGACUGGAUAGAAUAGAGAGGGGCCUCCAGACAUUUCUGUAUGAAGACCAGAUCCGUGCCCUGACACUGACCAAGCGUUCCCGGAGAGCUGUGUGGUCCCACGAGACAGUGCUGAAGGCCCGUGAGGUUGGGAGAAGAUGAUGCAGGGUCUCUUUACUCUGAGGCUGUGUGCUGCUCUGCCAGGGCUCCUAUGGGCAUCGCCUCUGUUAGUAGAAGGGGACAAUGAUGCCUCCAAGAUCUGUAAGCCGGCACCGCGCUGUGAGAUCAAGGGCCAUGGGGCCCCCAUGAAGGGGCUGCUUGGAAAUUUAGUUGUUCUGGCUCUACUGAAAGCCUGCUGACACUUCUGCCUCACACAGGCCUCCAAGUAAGAGAGAAGUCUUCAGAAUCUGCCUGGCAUAAUUACUGUGGACCUAAUGUAACAUACUGUUAUUAUACCACUGUGGAAAGAUUUGGGGGGAAAUCAUAAGGAUGCGGUAAUGUAUUUUCAAACAAAUUGAUGUUUAUGAAAUGCUGCUGGUGAUCCAUUUCAGAAAGUUGUUAAGAGCUGCCUACCCAAAUAUCCAAUAUCCAAAUGAUGAUAGAAUGGGGAGGAGUAAAUAUCGGCAUCUGUAUCACGUUUGCCCUAUCUUUGUCCCGCUGAGUAGACUAGAAGGCCUGCAUGACAAGCUGCUGCGCAGCAACCUGACAGACAUGUCUUUCCUCAUUGUGAAUGAACGGGAGGUCCAGUCCUGAGCCAUGUACUGGGAACUGAAGAGGAGGGCCACCCCGGACAUCCCUGUCUACCAACAGGCCCAGCUACAGGAUGAUGUCUGGGAGGCCCUAUAUGGAAACAAGGACGACUUCCUGGUAUAUGACAGGUAAGAAGGGAAUGAAACACGGCCACUAUAUCGCUCUCCAACCAAGGUGCCGGGAUUGAGGAGCAAAAAUCCUGAUGGCUUAGGGCCGAAAUGCCUUGGUUUUUACUUCAAACAAUAAAGAAGCACAUUUAUCAACUUCCACUGUCCUCCAAGAGUUGCUGAAUAACCUCUUCACUUCAAUACGACAGGUAAGAGCCAUCACAGAGGGGUCCUUCUGUGGGACAGCCCAAGUCCAAGUACUGUCAUGUUAUUUCUCAGAAUUAUAAAUGUUCCAUGAAUAAGGAAUGGGCUUGUAUUGAUUGAAGGCAACAUGUCAGCACUAAUCUAAAGCUUACCACUGCUCUUUGACUUCAAUGGCAUGAAGUAUCUGUCAGGUUUAAAUUAGAUAUUUUCUAUCUACAGAGAUCUUUGUAAUUGAUGUGACACCUCAUUCAUGUAGCCAUGGAUCUCUCUCCUCUCGCUGACAGAUGUGGGAGACUGACAUGCCACAUAGUCUUGCCCUACAGCUUCCUCCACUACCCCUAUAUAGAUGCAGCUGUCAGAGCCACUUACCACAAGCGCAUCUAUGGCAACUGCACCAUGAGUGAAAGCACACUAUUAAAGGGAAUCGCAGACAUUUCAUUUCUGUUUGGUUCGUCAUUAGAGAACGCUACUGUCUGCUGUAGUGCCCCCAUUGGAAUAGAAUGUCUGGAACACCCCUUCCUAUAAUGGGAACUGAUUCUGAAUAAUAAUGAGAUCGCUCUGUGGCUCUCCCAGGUGAUGUCUUUUUAGCUCGUACCUAUUUUGUUAACUUUAGUGUGUUCUAUUGUUAUGCAGGAAUCCAAAUGGAGUUACUCAGCUGGGUGGAACAGCAGACAGCGAAACGAGUCUCUGAGCAGCGCAGGAAUGGCUGUUAACAAGACAGACACUACAGUGUCAGAUUGAAGUCGCUACUGUCAGCAACCCAGUUCCAGAUGUUGUCUGAGGGGGGCGGUAACAUGCCAAACAUACAUCACCAGCAGCAUCAUCAGCACCACAACCCUGGGUCAGACACAGAUAAACAGGACUCCGAUUAACAUAAUCUGUGUCGUUGCGGAGACGAGUAACAGUUAGUUAGCAUGGUGGUGGGGGCUUGUGUCAGUGACUUGACUGUCUGAUAAAUAGUUUUGUAUGAAUUCAGUUUGAUUUUGUCUGUGCCUGUCAAUUGUAUCUGAUAAAGUAAACUUGUACAGUAAACU
Molecule: messenger RNA, 2919 nt
Organism: Oncorhynchus mykiss (rainbow trout)
Lineage: Eukaryota; Metazoa; Chordata; Actinopteri; Salmoniformes; Salmonidae
Source: RefSeq, a predicted model, not a curated record